CUUACUACGAUUUCAAUUUCUUGAAUUGCGGCAAGCUGUAGCGAAGCAUGAACAGGAGCGACUGAACUCAGAACACAAAAUUACCAAUAAAAUCAUUAGAUUGAUUGAUAGAUCGAUCACUCACCCCAGUUGAAUUCGCAAUUAAGCAAAUACUAUUUAAUCAAUGGCUACCAGUAAUCAUGGUGGUGGAGGAGGAGGAGGUGGUGGUGGUGGUGGGGUUGGACGAGAAGAAGAGCAACUCAAGAAAAUGACCGAGUUAAGCAAAACCCUAAAAGAAGGAGAGAGAAUUUUAGCCCCCACGCGACGACCCGACGGUACUCUCCGAAAACCCAUCCGGAUUCGCGCUGGUUAUGUACCCCAAGACGAAGUUGCCAUCUACCAAUCUAAAGGCACCCUGUGGAAAAAGGAAAUGGAAUCUCAGGUGGUGCCUCCAGGAUAUGAUCCAGCUAUGGAUGUAAAACCUAAGACAAAAUCAGUAAAGAGGAAUGAAAGAAAGAAGGAGAAGAGGUUACAGGCUUCUCUUGAGAAAGGUAAGAACUUGGAAGCAAUGGUUGAUGAUGACAUGAAAAAUGAAGAAGUGUUACCUGCUGAACCCCUAGGUCAUCCAUCAGAAUCUGUCAAGUCAUUGACAUCUCAAAUGAAUGAGCUAGCUGUUUCUGCAAAUCCUGUCAGUAGUACUCCUGCAGACUCAACAGAGGUUUCAGAUACAAGUGCUCCAUCUCAAGAUAUUGAUAAAAGAAUUCGGGCACUUAAAAAGAAGGUUCGGAUAGCAGAAGGUCAGCAGCAGAAGACUGCACCAGAGGAUAUGAAACCAGAGCAGUUGGAGAAGUUGGCAAAAUUGGAAAGCUGGCGCCAGGAGCUAAAGCUUUUAGAGGGUAAAAAAGCUGAACAUGCAGCAUCAUGAAUGGAGACUUGUUCUUUGGGGAACAAGCUGUGUAGUUUUUUGUUUAUUUUUUUAUGAAGCUGUAAACUUUGUGUCUUAGUAGGAUCAAGAUUCUUCUGUCUAAAUUUUUCCAUCUUUGGUUCACGAGUUUGCCUAUAAACAAUGCACGUCAUUCUUAAUCUC
Messenger RNA from Manihot esculenta (cassava), 1066 nucleotides. Its product is annotated as partner of Y14 and mago. Lineage: Eukaryota; Viridiplantae; Streptophyta; Magnoliopsida; Malpighiales; Euphorbiaceae. The transcript is spliced from 4 exons. The record is from RefSeq and is a predicted model, not a curated record. The coding region runs from base 164 to 904 and encodes 246 amino acids. Gene Ontology annotation, biological process: exon-exon junction complex disassembly. Gene Ontology annotation, molecular function: RNA binding. Gene Ontology annotation, cellular component: exon-exon junction complex; cytoplasm.